CGUUAGCGCAACAUACCUAUCAUCCUAGCAGAACCUCACGACGACAUCUUUCAGCCUCCUCAGUCCACAACCACUGACCAGCUCGCCGUACCGAUCAUCUCCGAGUCUUCCACUCGUUCAACAACUCCUCCAUCAUCCGCAAACAUGAAGCCCGUCAUAGGAGUAUUCCAGGCAUGGUUCUGCAUCGUCGUCAGCGUCUUCGCCAUUGUGAUCCUUUCAGUGAUCGGUGCCCUGUUCCAAUCGAACCACCACUCGAUGACCGGCUCGAUGGAUGAUCCAGAACACCCCAAGGCAGUAGCUGCUACUGUUUUCUCUGCUGUUAUCAUAUACGCUCUAUUCCUCGUCGGCUGCGGUUUCCAAGCCUACCUCCACUUCCGCGAGAACCGAAAGGGCGCCAUCCGAAUCUCAUAACCGCAUACCCCCGUUCUCCCUCCCAACCAAGGGUGUUUACAUAAGUACGGAUUGAGGUUUCGAGAUUCGGGAUUGAAUUGAGAUUAUGCCUACAUUAUAUCUGGUCUAAAGGAUCGGCAGAGAGGCGGUGAUACAAUUGAUAAGGGGAGUGUGAGGGAGAGGAA
This is a messenger RNA of Mollisia scopiformis, 575 nucleotides long. RefSeq lists its product as uncharacterized. The transcript has 4 exons. NCBI's taxonomy places the organism in Eukaryota, Fungi, Ascomycota, Leotiomycetes, Helotiales, Mollisiaceae. The record is from RefSeq and is a predicted model, not a curated record. The coding region runs from base 145 to 411 and encodes 88 amino acids.